UUGACAUUCGAAAUAACUUUGUUCGUCUAUCUUUUUUUCGAGUGCAAAUAAUUCGAUAAAAUAAAUAUAAAAUGCAUUAUGCUAAAUGGGAUCCUGAGGCCGUGUUGCGUGAACAAAAUAAAUCUUUUAAUAGAACGCGCAAAUUCGCUUUGGCCUUUUGGAAAACGUUGAACAUACAAAAGUCGUAUAAAUUGCAUUAUGUCAAGAUCUUUCUGAUUUCGCUGGUUUUCCUUCCCAUUCUCGUGCUGCUGCGUGGCUUGACUAUACCGAAGGUGGAGAACAAAGUGCUGCACGAUCCCGUGAAUAUCGAUAGUCUGGAUAAAAUGCACGAGACGCUGGCCCAAUUGCAGCACAAUUCAAGUGAGUUGUUGAUCAUGAAAUUGUAUUAUACGCCCAGGUGCAAACCAUGUGACAACAUCAUUGCUACGACUGUGGAGAAGUUGAAGUUGGAUGGUUACGAUCAUGUUGCCGAUGACAACGAAAUGGAGUUGCGCAUGCAGCAGACAAAUUACCUGGCGGGUGUUAAGUUUCUGGGAAUGGAAAAGAACACCACUGAGCUGCCCAUUGUCCUUGAUUACGAGUUGCGAUUUCCCCCUGUGCUACGCACUUCGCCUGAUCCCAAGAAUCCACUGCUCUGGGGUACCGAUAACAUAUAUUCACAGGCUUACAAUCCUAGUGGUGAGGAGCACAGAUCAAAUUACACAGGCGUUCCUCCUGGCUACUUCGAAGAAGGUUUCGUUCAGCUGCAGCAUGCGAUUGCCAUGUCUUUCCUCGAGCUAAAGUCGGGCCAUAAAGAUCUCAGCAAGAUGGUUAUACCACAAAUACAAAUGGUCAGCUUUCCGACGCGAAGACAUGUGCGUGACGAGUACCUCACGCAUCUGAAGAUACUGCUGCCCCUCACCAUACUUUUCACCUACGCAUUUCCCAGCAUUUCCAUCGUCAAGGCGAUUACCGAUGAGAACGAACGCGGCAUAAUGAAAAUGAUGCGCAUCGAGGAGCUGAAUUGGUGUGCUUGGUUCUCGAUCAUAUUUUUAUCGCAGGUGACUGCAAGUCUAAUUAUACUGCUCAUUUUAUCACCUUCCUAUGGUUCUCAUGCCAUCUUUGAGUACAGCAAUUGGGUAGCUGUGUUCUUCUUUCUCGUCUGCUAUGUUUUCGCCAAUUGCAGUUUUAUACUCAUGAUCUCGGUGGUCGUUGUGCGCAAGAGCAAGAAUGCGAGAUAUGCGCUAAUGAUGAGACUGAUUACAAUUGCUCCUUAUACAUUUAUGUUGGUCUUUAGUCAUAAGUUGCCCAUGAGCUACAGUCUGUUGGCCUGUUUAUCGCAUGACACUGGACUCGCAAUUGGUUUGAAUAUCAUUUUAGAGUUUGAGAGUAGCGGCGAAGGAUUCGCUUGGAAGAACUUUCGUAAACCGCAUUUUGCUGGCGAUACUUUGUGCUGUUCACAUGUCUGUGGCAUGUUGCUGCUGGAUUCGGUCAUUUAUAUGUUAAUCCUCAUUUAUCAACACUAUAAAAAUCCACCGGAGUUGUAUGUGAUGCAAGUGGACAAGCAAACUGUGGCAAAGAAAUGGUAUUACCCAUUAAAAGCUUUAUAUGAACACCUCAAGAGGCAAAAGGAGAAGGGUCCGUUGCUUAGCAGAUUUCUCUGGUUUCUCGUUGUGCAUCUCACUGUGCAUGAGGAUGAUCUGUAUGAAAAUAAAGAUGCAGCCAGUGUCGAGCACAUUGGCGAUAAACGUAAUCAAACUGUGCGUCCCAGCAAUAUGGUGGAUGUUGGCACAAUGACAACGCGACGACUUAAUCCAGCUUCCACCUCGGAUAAGGACUUGAAACAGAACUUUAGAUCAACAGGCUCAACCAGAAUUCAACGAGAAGCUGCCCACAAACGCAGAGUUGCCAAUGAGCCACCGGACAGCUCAUCGAGCUUUGAGAGCAUUAAAGGACAGCCAGAGCGUCUGCAUGCUUGGAGUUCGGUGGAUGAAAGUUCAUUCAGCAGCGUUGAACCUGAAUCGUUGCACUCCUUUGAUUUUCGGCGGCAUGAAAAACCAGACGAGAACCCGAAAGCGAUUGUUAAUGAGGAGUUGUUUGAUAACAACAAGGGCAUUCAGGUGUUGCAGGUAACAAAAACUGUUGGCGAUACAGAUUACUUAAAUGACAUCACGAUGAUCAUACAUCCGAAUGAAAUAACCGUGAUACUCAAUCAGAAAUGCGAUCACAAUAAUAUGCUGCUCAGUCACAUCAUCACAGGGGAUGUGAAAAUGUCUUCGGGUCGCGUCAUCAUCGAUGGCAACGAUGUACAGAACUAUAAGGGAACGGAUACCUUGUGCACUAUCUUGCGAACAGAUAGCAUUGUCUUCAGUCAGUUGACCACGAUCGAGAAUCUUUACUUCUAUAUGCAUUUGCGUGGCAUGCGCAACUAUCGUCAGAUUGUGCGUGAGACACGCAAAUAUCUUUCACUGCUUAAAAUGGACAUUGAUGAGGCGGAAUGUUUGGCCGAUAAUAUGAGUUUUGGCCAAGCGCGUUGCUUGAGUGUUUGCUGCACUUUGUGCGGCGGUAAUCAUGCUGUCAUCAUUGAGGAUCCGUCGCAGGGUUUGACUAGUCAAUGGAAAUAUCGCAUGUGGGACUUACUUAAGCAUGCGGGACUCUCACGGGUGCUUAUUGUGAAUACUUCGUAUUGUGAUGAAGCUGAGUAUCUGGGCGAUCGCAUUGCUGUUGUCUAUUGUGGUCUCUUGCAGUGCUAUGAUCGUAAUUUGAGUCUGCAUGAAAAGUUCUGCAACAAUUACAGUUUACUUGGCGAUGUUGUGUCGGGCACCAAAGCACAGGAUUAUGAAUUUAUGACGUUGUUGCGGCAGUAUUUUCCUAGCAAUGCUGUGAUAAAAAGUUUACCCAGUUCGGGUAAAUUAGAUGUUACAUUGCCCAUGGGAAAUGAUCUUCGACUGGCCGAUCUUCUCGAUGACUUGCAUCAAAGGAGCACUACCAUGGGCUUAGGACGUUUAUGGGUGAAGGUGCAAACAUUGCGAGAUGUUUUUAUGAAGGAUUUUUCAGAUAUCUCCGAUCAGAUUGAUGUGGAGGUCAUGAAUGAAGAGCUACAACGCUGCUUCCACAGUGAAGUCACCGAGGAGGAUGAAUUCAAGCGCACUUGUCUGCAAUUUGGGGCCUUUAUGCACAAGAAAAUUAUACAAUUGACACGUUUCUAUUGGCUACCCAUUACUAUAAUCGUGCUGCUUUCCGCUUGUGUCUUUUUCAACUGGCAAAGCUCGCACUUUUCGCAUCUUCCGCGUGUGAAUAUCACGCUUACCACUUAUCCAGAGACUGUGGUUCUGAUGAAGCGUACGGAUUUGAGCGAACAGAUGGUCACAUAUUCCAUAACUAAAGGCUAUGAGAAGCAUCAUCGUCGUCUCAGCGAUCGUGAUCAACACGAGGAUCAUGUGUUCACCUAUUUGGUGGGUAGGCGAGAAUUGAAACCUUAUUUGAUCUUCUUGCAAAUGAUAUCCAUAUUGCGUGUGGCCACAUUUUAUGUGGUUGCUGCCGACGUCAGUCCCGAUUCGAUAUUGUGUUUCUGGAACAACAAAUUGGUGCACGCGGCUCCGAUUUCAUUGAAUAUGAUGCACAAUGCCUUGGCUAUACAUUUGAUUGGACCGCGAUCGGAAAUACGACUGGCCAAUCAUCCCAUCACGUUUUCCAACAAACUAAUACUCGAACAGUACAACAUACACUCGGGGAUGGUGUUGGGUUUGGGCAACCUGAUCAUCUUGGUGUUGUGUGCGAGUAUUGCUUUGAUGGUGGUGCCUUUGAUAUCAGAAUUCACUACAGGCAAUCGGCGUGUUAUCUACUUGAGUGGCAACAAUAUGACUAUGUAUUGGGUGUCGCAUAUGCUGGCUGAUAUGUUUGUCUUUACAGUCGUAAUUAUCUAUCUCGUUGUGCUGCUGGUUGUGCACGAUAUCGUGGUUAAUGCGGAUAAGCGGAAUUAUGACGAUGGUCUCUUUGUGUUUAACAUGUUCCUGGUGCUGUUUCUCUUUGGCAUGGCUGUAUUGCCAUUUGUCUAUUUGAUCGCGGCGCUCUUUGCGCGUAUCUUCUUUGGAUUCAUGGUGACGUUGUUUAUUCUGGGCGGUAGCAGCGUACUGAUCAUGCUGGUCAUCCAAUUGACUGAGCUGCGUGGCUCCGAGUUUAUCUACACGUUCUUCUUUUGGUCAUCCACUAUGAAUAUGUAUCGUGGACUGCGCAAACUGCAUGUGAAUCGCGCUCUGCGAAGAGCUUGCGAACAGUUGGGCGGCUGCAAAUUUGAGGCUGCGUGUUGCCAUCUGGCUGGCUAUGCGGACUAUGAAUACCCGGGCAUCAUGACGGAGCUGGUGUUGCUUGUGUUGCAGCUGUUUGCUUAUGGCUAUCUGUUGGUCGUCAUUACGAAGCAUCCGUUUAUUGUCGAGGAUUGGAUUUGGCGCAUACGACAGCGUUAUAAGCGAACAGCGCGAAGUUUCAGCAAGACAAUAACGUUAUCCUUCCAUGAUGUUUCGGAUGAGCAUGAAAAAGUUGAUCAGUUGAAUUCGUAUGAGAUGAUGAAAUUACCUUUGGUGUUCAAAGAUGUCAGCAAACGUGUUGGCAAUCAAAAUAGACUGAAUAAUGUUUCCUUUAUGGUCCAGCCACGUGAAGUUUUUGGCAUUGUAGGCAUGCGACAUUCGGGAAAAUCGGAGAUCAUUUCAAUGACUGUGGGUGCCGAGAGCAUCACGAGUGGCGACAUCUAUGUGGCGGGCAUCAGUGUGCGUCAGAGGCCCAAGGAGACUUAUACGCAUCUCGGCUAUUGUCCCGGUGGCAAUGCUUUACUUGGUUACAUGUCUGUCAGGGAAAUAUUGCGUUUCUAUUGUCUGUUGAAUGGGCGGAAAGUAGAGUUGGUGCCAACGAUUAUUGACAAUCUGUGCGAUGCCUUGAAUCUCAAUAAGUAUAUGCACACACGCAUAGAUCGAUUGGGUUUCUCCCAAAGACGAAAACUGACUGUGGGCAUCUCAGUGUUGUCCAGCACAAAUACUGUGAUGAUGGAGGAACCAACGCGGGGUAUGGGACAGUGGAGCAAGGUGGCCACGUGGCAGCUGAUACGCAUUCUGAAGCACAUUGGUCGCACGGUUGUUAUGGCCACCGAGGACUUUGAUGAGGCCAUCGAACUGUGCGAUACAAUCGCUUAUCUAGCCAAUGGCUCGCUGCGCAGCAUUGGCACCGUGGAUCAAUUGACGAGCCUUCAUUCGCGUGGCUGCCUCGUGGAAAUGAAGGUGAUCAAAGUGAUUUAUACACGGCAUCGUAGCGUUGAUCCGUAUGUCAGUCUCUUGGGUUCAAGUUACUUCGAGGAGAAUAGCAGCCACAGCGAAGAUGAGGCGGAACGACGUCGACGCGGUAACUACAGCUUUUCCAGCGACGAGAAUGAUUCGUGGCACACUAAGGCAAUGAGGCAUCAGGAUGCUGCCAGUUUCAUGGAGGCGGAGUUGCCAAUGGCCGAGCUGCGUGGCAGCUACGAUCAGCAUCGUGUCUACUAUAUACCUUUCGAAGCUAUUCCAUUGUCGAGCGUGUUCAGAGCCAUGGCUGCGGUUCAAGUGGAGCUGGAUGUGUACAGCUAUCGCAUCACUUGCACAUCGCUCUCCGAGAUAUACGAAUCAAGCUCAAGGCAACAUGUGCGGCAUUUUGAUAGAAAGUAAACUUUAAC
Molecule: messenger RNA, 5677 nt
Organism: Drosophila albomicans
Lineage: Eukaryota; Metazoa; Arthropoda; Insecta; Diptera; Drosophilidae
Product: phospholipid-transporting ATPase ABCA3-like
Exons: 1
Coding region: 72-5669 (1865 amino acids)
Biological process (GO): transmembrane transport; lipid transport
Cellular component (GO): membrane; intracellular membrane-bounded organelle
Molecular function (GO): ABC-type transporter activity; ATP hydrolysis activity; lipid carrier activity
Source: RefSeq, a predicted model, not a curated record